Molecule: messenger RNA, 972 nt
Organism: Aspergillus terreus NIH2624
Lineage: Eukaryota; Fungi; Ascomycota; Eurotiomycetes; Eurotiales; Aspergillaceae
Product: fungal specific transcription factor domain-containing protein
Exons: 1
Coding region: 1-972 (323 amino acids)
Cellular component (GO): nucleus
Source: RefSeq, a predicted model, not a curated record
AUGUCCCGUCUCCUUCGUCUGGAUAGCCGGGUCACAUAUGAGCCUCUGGCAACCGAACACACGUUCAAGACUCAGCUGGAUCGACAGACCCGAAUUAGGUUGUUUUGGUCUUGCUAUAUUCUCGACAUGUUAAUGGCAUCAGGAGUGGAGUCAUUCACCAAUACGAAGAUGACCCCCACAGUUCCACUGCCCUGCUGCGGACAAGACUUUACCCUCGGCACGCCAUAUGAUUAUCAACUACUGACCAGCCAAGAAUGUGAUUUCCCGGAUGAUCAAGCUGGUCGUAUUGGCGUAGAGGUAUGCUUCCUACGACUCAUAUAUUUACGGUCGUAUAUCCUCAGGUAUACCGCAUACAAUCUACCCUCUCGUAUCCGACGUAACAUGUUGACGGAUAGAAGGUUGAUCAGAAAGACCAACUCCGGUACGGAUCUCUGGUUGGAGCAAUCUGACUUUUAUCGCCCUAUAAGAGGGCUACAACAAUGGAUAGCCACGCUUCCAGAACAUCUUAAGUUCACCGAGCUGAACAGUUACAUCCAGCGUGAUCAGCAACAGCUCUCCGCGUUCUACGCAAUCCAUCUGCUUUACCACCAAACUUUCUGUGACUUAUACAGAGUUGUACUACCCGGGUACCGUUUUCCCAUAAAGGAGGCGCUCAAAGAUGCCCCACGGACAUUUAUUUUAGAGUGCCAACACGAGUGUCUAGAACACGCCGAGGCAAUAUCAACCAUCUUGAAACGCGCAAUUCAGCAUGGCCCGGAAGCCCUAGAUGACCCUAUCUCCGGCGUAUGUCUGUACGAGUCUACCAAGAUCCAGGUCAUCAUUGGACGCAGCUGCUCUGCUGGAUUGCCCAUUGAAGAUUGGGACCGCAUCUUGGGGAAUGUAGUGACCAAUCUGAAGGGAGUUGAUCAGUGCUGCACUCACUUGGGAUGGGGUAUCUUACUGGUGAGUAAACUUAGGUACCUUGUCUGCUAG